Molecule: messenger RNA, 3608 nt
Organism: Engraulis encrasicolus (European anchovy)
Lineage: Eukaryota; Metazoa; Chordata; Actinopteri; Clupeiformes; Engraulidae
Gene: ppp4r4
Product: protein phosphatase 4, regulatory subunit 4
Exons: 26
Coding region: 257-3094 (945 amino acids)
Cellular component (GO): protein serine/threonine phosphatase complex; cytosol
Molecular function (GO): protein phosphatase regulator activity
Source: RefSeq, a predicted model, not a curated record
GCCAAAGCUUGCGUUUCAGUAACCAGCCCUGAUGACUACCCGCAAGUGUCUGGACAGCGGAAUCGGUCCUUUUGGCGAUCAGGCAAGGCGUAGGGAACUCUCCAUCAGUGCUGCCCAAUGAGUUUUGAAGCAUCAUAGAUAACCUCCGAGGGACGUCUCGUGGGUGGAACAACAUUCUCUCUCAAGGCAUCAUUCCUCAUUCACAAGUUGGAGUCAUGAUCACGACAGAGCUUUAACACUAGAACUACAUUUACAGAUGUUCGUCAGCAAAAUGACUUUGAAUCAGCCUGGUGUUUUUGGACAGAUAGAUGAUCUGCAGGACCUCACCUUCAUCGAAAGACCAAUACGGAGGAGUUUAAAGACCGCGGAGGAGAUUGACAAGCUGACUGUGGAUGAAAACCUAAAUGACAUAGAGCGAGCCGUCUACCUUCUCAGCUCGGGUCAGGAUGUACAGCGGGCCAGCGUGAUCGUGAACCUGCCAACGCUGGUGCGGCAGAACCCAGCCGAGACCUUCCGGAGGGUUGUGCCAAAAGUCAGGGAAGUGCUUCAUGUGGCCGGCGUGGAAAUCCAGCUCGCUGCGGCCAGUUCCUUUCUCACCAUCCUGCAAGAUGACAUCGUGCUCAUCCAGACCCACACCCACUCUAUCCUGCAGAUAGUCCUGCUCAACGCAGACCAUCGGGAGACAGUGGUCAGCAAUGCUUGGUUGGAGACUUUGCUUGCGGCUAUUGAUGCUCUACCCAAGGAGACCAUCAGACAAGAGAUCCUGAGUCCUUUGGUGUCGAAAGCCCAGCUGUCACAGUCGGUGCAGGCCCGCCUGGCCAGCUGUCGGAUCCUGGGGAAGGUAGCGGGCAAGUUUGACUCCUCUGUGGUGAAGAAGGACCUCCUGCCCCUGGUCAGGUCGCUGUGCCAGGAUGUGGAGUAUGAGGUGCGCUCCUGCAUGUGCCGACAGCUGGAGAACAUCGCCAGGGGAAUAGGGCUGGAGCACACUAAGGCGGUGAUCCUGCCAGAGCUGGUGGAGCUGGCGCGGGACGAGGGCAGCACGGUGCGCCUGGCCGCCUUCGACACCAUCAUCAACCUCCUGGAGAUGUUUGACAGCGCCCUCUCCCCCUCGCCUGUAGAUGAUCGGACACGCGUCAUCUUCCCGCUGGUCAAGACCUUCUGCGAGAAGUGCUUCAAGGCCGACGAGGCAGUGCUCGCGUCACUGUCCUUUCAGUAUGGCAAGCUGUGUCACGGCCUCUCAGCUUGCUUCACGGAGGAGCAGCACCUGUGGUUCCUGGAGUUCUACAAGAAGCUGUGUUUCCUGGGCCUGCAGCAUGAGAACGGCCACUGUGAGAGCCAGGCCUACCAGCUGGAGCUGGAGAACAAGUACGCCAUGGUGCGCCGGAACUGCGCCUACAACUUUCCGGCCAUGAUGCUGUUUGCGGACCCAAACCACUUUCUGUCGGAGCUGUAUCGCACCUUCUCCAGCCUGUGUCACGACCCUGAGAUCUCGGUGCGGCGGACUGCUGCUGAGGGCUUUCACGAGGUGGUCAAACUGCUGGGCCCUAAUGUCCACUACGUCCACAAAGAGCUGGUGACCCUGCUACAGGAUGACUCGUUAGAGGUUUUGGAUUCCUUGCUGAACCACCUGCAGGAGACUCUGGAGAUGUCGACGUCGAGAGGAGAAGGUCCCGGCCCCGAGAGCAAGCUGGUGGCGGUCCCGGAGCUGGUGCCGGCGCUGGUGGCGGCGGAGCAGAAGGCGGCGUCGUCCCUGCGGUGGCGCGUCCACGAGCGGCUGCUACACUGCUACGCCUGCCUGCCCCGCGUGCUGCCCGCCGAGCAGAUCUACUACCGCUUCCUCAUCCGGAUGUUCAGCAUCAUCACCACCAACAAUGUUCUGCCAGUGCAGAGGGAGGCUGCGCGGACGCUGUGCGUGUUUCUUCGCUACAACCGCAAACAAGAACAGCGGCAAGAGAUCCUCACCAAGAUCAUUCAAGACUUGGCCCAGGGUAGGAGCUACUGGAAUCGGCUGCGCUACCUCGACCUGUGUGAGAUCGCCAUGGAGCUCUUCUCCAAGUCCUACUUCUGCAAGCACUUCCUGAUCCAGGCCCUGGAGCUGGUCAGCGACCCUGUGGCCAACGUCCGGUAUAAGCUGUGCCACAUGCUGCCCCGGCUGCGCUCCACCAUCCGGCUGCCCACGGACAAGCACCUGCUCCAGCAGCUGGAGUUCUGCGUGCGCAAGCUGCUCUGCUGGGAGAAGGACAAGGACGUGGUGUCCACGAUACGCAAGAUUGUUCUAGAAUUGGACAAGAUGGAAAUUACAGAACCGUAUCACAAACGGCAUGAACGAGAUCUGCUGGACCAGAAAAAGGAAAAGGAGGAAACCCUUCUGCUAGAAAUGGAAAUGCUGGAGAGACAGCAGAGUGAUACCAAGGUGGUGGGAGAGAAGCACACAGACAAGAAACGAAGAGACAGUAAAACGUCGCUGACAGUGACCAAAGGGAUGUCGGGGUCCACAUCAGGAGCAACUCUGUCCACGUCAACAGGGAAGGAGAUGAGGAAAGCCAAACUGUCACGAAGUCGCUCCCUCAGCGGCCAUCCCACCACCACCAAGAUGUCAAACUCUUCAGACAAAACGCUAAAGGUUAAGGAGUCUGGAAGUUGUCUUGGGAAUAGCAAGAGCACCAUACUAGCAGUGAAUGAUGACUCAGUGCGGCCUCACCACUACGGCGUGGCGUCCACGUCCUCCUCCAUCUCCCCGACGCCCUCCACCUCCUCCAUGCCCGUGCUCAUCCGCAGCAACACCACCUCCAGCGUUGUGGACCACCGCUCCAACGGCACCAAGGACACCUCAUCCAGGAAGCUCUCUAUUCUGCCCUGCCAGAGAUCCUACAGUACGUGGCCAACACUAUCCCCCGGUUGGAGCUUCAUGUCAUCCUGCCUCACAUCCAUGUCCACACCCUCUACUCUGAUGGGAUGCUGGAGAGAAGACAGACAGACAGAUGGAGAGACGGACGCAGGCGGACACGUGCUCCGAUGUGCGAAACGACAUGAAAGAGACAGAAAGACUGGGAAAGACAGAAAGAGAGAGAGAAUGGAACGGGGAGACGUCUGAGGUGUUUUUCGAGAUCUAUUUUUUUGUGCACCAACCAAAAAUGGUUUGACAUUGUUCCAUCUCUGCCUUACUCGACAAAUAUUUGUAACACUUGUUAGAAAAGGGAUUGAGAAAGAAAAAAAAAACACUAUGAAGGAUGAAAUGUCGCUAAUUAACUCGUGUUGAGGAACAAAAAAUGAAAGUAUUUUAUUUAUUGGCUCAUUUGAUUUAGUAUUUCCUGUAUUAUAGCAUGCUUUGCAAAAGUCUUUUUCUUCUUUGUUUUAUAUUUUUCCCGCCGGGUUAUAAAAAACGAAGUAAUAAUAGAACAGAGAAGAGAAAAAAAAACAUCAGAUCCAUGUAUUUUUUAUGAGUCUAUUACCUUUUUGCUGACAUAACAAAGAUGCCCAUGCUCAAGAGAUCCAGAACUGUUGCCCUCUCGACCAAUGAGAUUGUACCUGGUGUUGCACAGCACCUGAGUGACUUUAACGCCCACUUCACUCCACAACCAGUCAAUAAACAGAAAACCCACACUGAA